AUAGGAUUUCGAAGAUACUAUUAUAAAUAAGGAUUUUUUGAAAAAUAAAAUUGAAAUAGAAUAAAACUCGAAUACAUUUAAUAAUAUUAAGUAAAUACAAAUGGAUGAAGAAACAAUGAAAUUAGAAUAAGUAAAUUUAAAAUAACCAUUAAAAAAGGAAGAAUUAAGUAAACUUUUGACUGAAAAAGACAAGGCAAAAUUAAAUUUAUAGAAAAUAACUUAAUACUAAAAUUAAAUAUAGACUUUAAAAAUUUCAUAAAUAAGUCAAAAACCAAAAUUUAAUGAAGAAACGUAAAAAAUAAUAGAUUAAAUAAAAAAUAAAUUCCAAAAAAAUAACAAUUAAACUCCUACAGAAGCUGAAGUAAAUACCCAAAAAAUAUUUAACAAUCCUGUAUCUCUUAAAUAAAGAUAUGAAUAUUUACUUAAAGAAUAACAAGAAUUUCCUUUACCAAAUUCAUAUUAAGAAUUGAUAGAUACUUUUAAUAAAAUCGAACAAUGCAUAGAUUUAUUCAAAUAAAGAAACAAGCCUUUAUUUUUAUAAAACAUAAAAAACAAUAUGGAGAAGGUAAUGAGAACUAAUUUAACGAUUUAGUAAAUUUAAUAAAUAAUAUAUUUAUAUCCAUAGGCUUAUAAAUUGAAUUGGAGCAAAAACGAAUUUUUGAGAAUUAACUAAGAUUUAUAUUUUGAUAUGAAUUAGGAAGAAAAAGGAAAAUCUAUACAGGAAAGGGUUUAGCAUUUUAAAAAUGUUAUUUUGGAAAAAGUUAAAUAAUUACAUGAUGAAUUUCUAAAAAAUAAUGGACUAAUUGAGUUAAAAGAAGAUUUAGAAUAAAGUUUUUAAUGGCAUAAAGAUUUUAAAUUGGAAAAUUUACCUUAGAUUGAAUUAGGUAGCUUGCCUGUUUAGAGAAGGUUCGAAGAAAAACAAGGGGAUGAAGAUUAUAAAAGAGAAAAUGAUAUUGCUUAUUAGAUAAUAAAAAAAGAAUUAUUGAUGCUUAAAAUGAAGAAAAGAAAAAACUAGAAUUAAUUUAGUUAAGUAAAAAUAUAUGUACCACAGAUAAUAAUACGGGACUGAGUGAUAGAAUAUAUAAACUUAUUAAAGCAAAAGAAAUUUUGAUAAAUAAAGAAAGAGAAUAAACUACUUAGGAUUUUGUUUAAAAAAAUCCGAUGUUAGAUUAAAUUCCUACUAUUAAAAAGGUUGUGGAAAUUAUUUAACUUUAUUAUGUUUAAAAAAAAGUUAGUAAUAUUUUCUAUGCUAAUAUAGUAGAUCAUGUUUUGAGUAUUUAAAAUCUUAUAUUAAGUAAAAAGAUGUUAUUGAGAUUAUUGAUUUUUUGACAUAAGAGUGUAAAGAUUGGAUGAGUAUUAUUGAUAAUAAACAAGGGUAAAUUAUUAGAAUUAAUAAAAGUAUUUCUAUAGGGCAAGUUUAUGCGAUGUUUG
Ichthyophthirius multifiliis is the source of this 1431-nucleotide messenger RNA. RefSeq lists its product as hypothetical. Lineage: Eukaryota; Ciliophora; Oligohymenophorea; Hymenostomatida. The transcript has a single exon. The record is from RefSeq and is a predicted model, not a curated record. The annotation marks the transcript as partial.